AACACGAUCCCUUGUCUCAUAAAUUUGCAUGAGUAAACACCAGAAGCAGAAUAAAAUAAACUUGAUGAUUUACCAGAGCACUUCUAGAAUUAUCUCACUGCUUAAAAAGGCAAAGGGAUCCAGCUAUUGCAACUGGAUGCAACCAGUCGCUGGUGGAGAUGGCAGAUGCCCCGGUUCCUGAAAAUGAGACUCCAGAUUUUAAAUUGUUUUCAUUCCAAGACUUCAACCUAAUCUCCGGGAUGCACUUUCCCGAUGAGGUGGAGCAAAUAAAAAACUGGGAAAUCCGUGACUCGGACGUGUUUUUGUUGUCCUACCCAAAGUCAGGAACAACCUGGAUGCAGCAGAUCCUGAGUAUGAUUGAGGCUAAGGGAGAUAUCACAGCCACCUCCAACCAGCUGAUAUCACAACGCGUCCCCUGGAUUGAGAUUCUGCACGACAAGGAGAAGUUCACCACUGCGGCUUCCCCUCGGUUACGCACUUCACACCUACCUUACAAGUUGCUCCCAAGGGAACUCACAAAGAAACGUGGCAAGGUCAUCUAUGUGGCCAGAAACCCCAAGGAUGUCCUGGUCUCCUACUUUCAUUUCCAUAACUUUGCUGCCAUGCUGGAGACGCCCAAGGACUUUAACGACUUUUUCGAGAAAUUUAUGGAGGGAAAAGUGUUUGCAAGCAAUUGGUUUGAGCACAUCAAGACCUGGUACCUGCACAGGCAUGAAAUGGACUUUCUUUACGUCACCUACGAGGAGAUGAUUCAGGAUCUAAGAGCAGUGGUGGAGCGGAUCUGCUGCUUUCUAGGGAAGGACCUGAGCUCCUCGCAGAUGGACAAUGUGGUGAUGCACUGCACCUUCGAAAGCAUGAGCAAGGAUUCAUCGGUCAACCAGAAACGGGUACCUGAGACAUUUCUCAAUCACCAGAAAGGGACUUUCAUGAGGAAAGGGACUGUCGGUGACUGGAAGACACACUUCACUGUGGCCCAGAGUGAAAGAUUUGACCGCAUGUUCCAGGAGGAGAUGAAAGAUGUGCCACUCCGCUUCGUUUGGGACAUCAAAGAUCUUUUAACGUAGAUAGAAUUCUACCAGGAUCCAGCAGCCAUCUGUAAUGAAGGUGGGGAGCGGCAGGCAAGCUGAAUGAUAGAUUGGUUUCACAAUGCCUUCCCUAUUAAUGGGAGGCAUGAGUGUAGUUCUGUGUGUUAGUGCCCAUGGUUGAAAGGUAAUAAUAAUCAUCAAUACUUCAUUGAUUGUCUUUAUGUCUCCUUAAUGAAUCAGAACACUCAAAACUCCAAUUAAGCAGGUGUGAUUCUCAAUCAUAUUCUGAAGAUGGGAGCAGCAGAUCAGAAACUUUCAGGAAUCAUUGUCUUCGGUGCCUGGGUUUCCAUGAUUUCAGUAGUUUUACCGUUUUACUGAACAUUCCAUUAAAACGUGUGUGAAUAAACCCGU
Molecule: messenger RNA, 1436 nt
Organism: Paramormyrops kingsleyae
Lineage: Eukaryota; Metazoa; Chordata; Actinopteri; Osteoglossiformes; Mormyridae
Product: amine sulfotransferase-like
Molecular function (GO): sulfotransferase activity
Source: RefSeq, a predicted model, not a curated record